AAGCACACGGCUUUUAUACCACCGACCAUCCUCCUUCAUUCAUCGACACAGCUCUGCUCACGCCGCUCAUCCACUAUCAGCAUUUGAGGAUUAUGAAUUGUGAUUAACAGAGCGCGCGAGGGUCAAUCCAGGUGGAGUUUGAACAGAGGAAUUCCUGUGCCCAGCCUAAAAUGAGGAACUGCUGAGAGUUGAUCUGGGUGAGUUCAGAGCAGUGUAUCGAAGCGUGUGUGGAUGACCCCGGCUGUGGCCGGCUGACCCCCUGUCCUGAUGAUGAAAGGCCUGUCCGGCAGCCGCAGCCAUCACCAUGUGGUGGCCUGCGAACCCUCUUAUGACCCACUAGGUCACCAUGGUGACCGCAAGCCCUACCUCAUUGGCCAGAUUGAUGCCCCGCCCCCGCCAGAGCACCCUUACUACUCGGGACGGAGCUCCUACCAGCCAGACUGUGUAGCGGUGCCUUAUGGGACGUUUCCACGGCGCCACUACAGCUCCAGCCACGAGCUGAAGGAUGAGUGUGCCUUGGUACCCUACACAGGUGGAGGCGCAUCCAAAGGUCAGCAGCGGGUACCGGUAAACCUGCUGGAACAGCUGGACCGCCAGCUUCCUGUGUCCCGGGAUGGCUACCACACACUUCAGUACAAACGGGCUGCUGCAGCUGCUGCAUCGGCCGCUUUGGAGCAGCGCAAUGACAGUCCGGGGCGUAUCCGGCACUUGGUGCAUUCGGUGCAGAAACUCUUCACCAAGUCCCAUUCUCUUGAAGGGCCACACCACAGCAAGGGUAGCGUGAAUGGUGGGGGUGGAGGUGGGGGCAAGGCUAGUCCAGACGGAGAAGGAGGACCGGCGCCGACACAGAGACAACGGAAACGCAGCAAAAGCCGUGAGCGCUGCAAGUCUGCCGAACCCAAGCAGAGGGCACCACCCUCAGGCUACUGGAGCUCGGAUGAACCUGAACGGGACAUCUGCCCACUGCGCCAUGCCCCGGCACCCCCUGGAGUCAUGACCAUGGGCCGGCACCCAGACAAGUCGCAGUCACAGUACUUCCUGGACGCAUACCAGGAGGGGGCGAUGCUGAAAAGCUCACGCAGCAACAACGACGUGGCAAAAUGUCAGUCAUGCGCCAUUGCAGUACCAUCGCUGGGAGUGGACGGGACGCAGCUGGUGAAGAAGAGCUCGUGGUCGUCCUCUCUCACGGUGAGCAGGGCGCGCCAGGUCUACCAGAAGGCCGCCAUAAAUGUAGAUAAGGCGCUAGUGAAAGCAGAGGCUUGUCAGCAGGAGCGUUCGUGCCAAUUCUUGCAGGUGCCUCAGGAUGAGUGGGGGGGCUUCCCUUUGGGUAAGGAUGAGGACAUCCCGUGCCGGCGCAUGCGCAGCGGGAGCUACGUCAAGGCCAUGGCGGAAGACGACAGCGGCGACUCGGACGGAAGUCCCAAACCCUCGCCCAAGAUGCAGGCGCGACGGGCCAGCUACCUCAAAGCCACCCAGCCGUCCCUGACCGAGAUGACCACCCUGAACAUUUCCACCGAGCACUCUCCGAAGCUGCAGAUCCGGAGCCACUCUUACCUGCGGGCGGUGAGUGAAGUUUCCAUCAAUCGCAGCCUGGAGAGCCUGGACCCCAAAGCCCUUCUCGCCUCGCCCCAAUACCGCUCACGCAAUGAGAGCUACAUGAGGGCUAUGAGCACCAUCAGCCAGGUGAGUGAAGUAGAAGUGAAUGGUCAGAUCGAGGCAGUAUGUGAGAGUGUAUUCAGUGAGAUGGAGUCACAGGCGGUGGAUGCUCUGGACCUGCCGGUGCCCGGAUGCUUCCGGAUGCGAAGCCACAGCUACGUCCGCGCCAUAGACCAAGGCUGCUCCCAGGAUGAUGACGGACCACUACUGCCCGCAUCACCACCACGGACCACCACAACAGUCAGGACCAUACAGAGCAGCACAGUGUCGUCAUGUAUCACCACCUAUAAGAAGACUCCUCCCCCCGUGCCCCCACGCACCUCCACCAAGCCCUUCAUCAGCAUCACAGCCCAGAGCAGCACCGAGUCGGCGCAGGACGCCUACAUGGACGGCCCGGGUCACCGGGGCGAAGUCACACUGCACUCAGGCCUCAGCAAUUCCACCGAAAGCAUCGACAGCAUGAAGGCUCUGACCGCGGCCAUCGAGGCGGCUAACGCGCAAGUCCAUGGCCCGGCCAGCCAGCAUGUCGACAGCAGCAUGAGUACCUCCGUGCCCCUACCCAUGCCCCUCCCACUACCUGUCCCAGUGCCCAUCCCAGUGCCCACGUUGGAAGACAGCCACAGAGAUGUCCUGCGCAAAGGCCGCUGCCUGUCCAUCGGCAUCCAGGUGGACGGCCCAGAAGAUCAGGAAGCAGAGGACCAGUCAAAGUUCCAGUCAGUAGGAGUCCAAGUUGAGGACGAGAGAAGUCAUCGGCGGUUCACGCGCUCCAACAGCGUAACGGCGGCAGUGCAGGCAGACCUGGACACCCCAGAUUACUCCCCGGCUGAUUCUCCAGACGCAAACAUCCUGCCCUCAGGCUGCCUGUCCCGGCAGUACUCUCGAGACGCGGCCACUUCCACAGUCAGCAUCCAGGGCUCAGGGAACCACUACCAUGCUUGCACCUCUGAUGACUAUGAGGAUGUGGGUUUCGACCCCUCCAUCCUCCCCCCACCAGACCCCUGGAUCGACAGCGUGACGGAGGAUCCCCUGGAAGUGGUCAGCCGCUCGGUGUGCCAGCGGGACGGCCGCUGGUUCCUCAAGCUGCUUCAGGCCGAAACCGAGCGUAUGGAGGGCUGGUGCCGGCAGAUGGAGCACGAUGAGCGUGAGAACGAGUUGCCUGACGAGAUCCUGGGGAAGAUUCGGAGCGCGGUCGGUAGUGCCCAGCUGCUGAUGUCUCAGAAGUUUCAACAGUUUCGAGAGCUGUGUGAGGAGAACCUGAACCCUAACGCUCACCCUCGGCCUGUGGCGCAAGACCUGGCUGGUUUCUGGGACAUGCUACAGCUGUCCAUCGAAAACAUCAGCCUGAAGUUCGACGAGCUGCACCAACUCAAAGCCAACAACUGGAGACCCCUCGACCCCCCUGAGAGAAAGGAGAGGAGGUUACCUCCCCCCGUGCCAAAGAAACCCCCGAAGGCUCACCCACCCCUGGCCCGGGACCGCUCACUCGAGAGCACCGAGAAACAGAGGCAGGAGGCACGCAAACGCUUAAUGGCGGCCAAGAGGGCGGCAUCCGUGCGGCAGAAUUCAGCCACAGAGAGCGCGGACAGCAUUGAGAUCUAUAUCCCUGAAGCCCAGACCAGACUAUGAGAGCACACAUACACAUUAACACGCACCACUGCCGCACUCAUACGUAUAAAUGCUGAAUCUAGCAUUAAAAAGCACAAACACGCCGCCCGGAUCUGUAUCUCUGAGAGUAGCGCCACAACAACACAC
This is a messenger RNA of Colossoma macropomum (tambaqui), 3408 nucleotides long. RefSeq names its product discs, large (Drosophila) homolog-associated protein 1a (gene dlgap1a). The record is from RefSeq and is a predicted model, not a curated record. NCBI's taxonomy places the organism in Eukaryota, Metazoa, Chordata, Actinopteri, Characiformes, Serrasalmidae. Gene Ontology annotation, molecular function: molecular adaptor activity. The transcript is spliced from 12 exons. Bases 268 to 3282 code for a protein of 1004 amino acids. Gene Ontology annotation, cellular component: glutamatergic synapse; postsynaptic specialization. Gene Ontology annotation, biological process: signaling.